AUGAUCAGGCCACUCAGAACCGAGCCCAAAGCACCAACCACCACAACCAUUCUCAGAACCGGUUCCAAAACUUUGAAAGAGGAUGAGGACGAGGCCGAGGUCACGGUUGGCAUAAUGGAAAAAAUUCAGGUCGUUCUCUUAAUUGGAAUUCCAACCACCAUAAUGGUGGGGCCUCCACCCGUGACAAAGGCUGGCAGAAUAGUCGUGCUUACUGCCAUCCUCAAUUUCUAA
Messenger RNA from Prunus armeniaca (apricot), 231 nucleotides. The record is from the annotation of a GenBank genome assembly. Lineage: Eukaryota; Viridiplantae; Streptophyta; Magnoliopsida; Rosales; Rosaceae.